GUAGAUUCCUGAAAUACUAGUAAAAUCUUGUUGACGUAUAUUUAUUAGUAUAUAUUGGUAUCAAAUUCGGACGUAUCCGGUUUAGCUGACACUAAUUGUUAUAUUGCGCUAACCGAAUUCAAAAAGAACGUGUGGGUACAACUCUACAAGAAAACAAUACCAAAGACUAAAUUAUCAUUCCUUUACAUGGUGGUCAUUUUAAAAGUUUAACUGCUAUCCAGACAUGGCAAGAAUAAUCCCUGGUUUUCCGUUCUGGGUUCUCUUAUUCUGCAUGUCACAACAAACAGUUUCAGAUACGACAAUAUACGAUAUGGACUCAGCAAAGAAACAAGACAUCGGUAACCUUGCUGCUUCAAUUGAUUAUUUUACAAACAGUCUUUAUCAAGCUGUGGCUACAGGAACCAAUGAAAAUGUCUUCAUGUCACCAUUCAGUGUUGCUACUGUUUUAUCAAUGGUUUAUUUGGGAGCAAGACAAAACUCUGCCAAACAGUUUGAAAAUGUUUUGAAGAUAACUUCUAAUCUAGAUUCUGUCGCUUUGGCUUUUAAAGAAUAUUUUUCACUUUUGAAAACAUCAGAUAAACUUGUCACAUUCAAUUCAGUGAAUCGUUUGUAUGCCAGUGAAAAAUUCCCUUUUUCUGAAGACUACAAGAACAACAUGGUAAAAUAUUUCUUUUCAGAUAUUGAAAAUGUAGACUUCAUAACAAAUGCUGAGAAGACAAGAAUUACUAUUAAUGAUUGGGUAAAGAAUAACACAAAUAACAAAAUUACCGAUCUGUUACCAAGUGGUAGUUUGACACCUCAAUCAAUUCUAGUUCUUAUUAAUGCUGUGUAUUUUAAAGGAAUGUGGGCUAAAAAAUUCCCAGAACAUGCAACAAAAUCUAGAAAGUUUUAUUUAAGUUCUGACAAGACUGUAUCUCAUGAUUUUAUGUAUAAAUCUGAAGAUUUUAAUACCAAAAUAAGCGACAACUAUAAAGUGGUUGAGUUACCUUAUAUAGGAAAAGCAUUUAGUAUGUUUGUAAUUCUUCCCAAUGAAAUCAAUGGUCUUGCUGCUUUAGAGAAGGAGAUUAAUGCUCAAUUUCUCAAAGAUAUUAUAGACAGAAAAGGAUUUCAAAUGAUGCUUCUAGAAUUAAAUAUGCCAAAAUUUCGUUUAGAGAGUAGUUUUCAGUUGGGUGAUGUUUUGAAAAAGCUUGGACUCUCUGAUAUUUUUGAUCCUCAAAAAGCUGAUUUAUCUGGAAUGACUGGUGGUGAGAAGAAUAUUUAUGCCAGUGAAAUGUUUCAUAAAGCAUUUGUUGAUGUUAAUGAAGAAGGAACGGAAGCUGCUGCUGCAAGUGGAAUGGUGGUCUCAAAUUAUAUGUCGAGAAUUGGGAUGCAAUUUGAUGUCAAUCACCCAUUCACGUUUUUAGUUGUUGAUGACCGAACUAAAAUGAUCCAUUUCAUUGGUAAAGUAACAAACCCCACGAUAUAGAUGAUAUUGUCUUGUCAAAGAUUUUUCUCUUAUGGGAUACUAGAUUGUAUUAUGUAGACAACGUAACUGAGCAAAUCUAUUUACAAUAUUUUUAAGUAGAAUGACUUAAAGCAUUAUAGUUGUAAUUGUGCAAGACCAUGGACAUAUCUAUGCAAUGAAAGAUUAUAAGAAUAGUUUUAAUUUAGUUCUAUAUUUAAGAGAUGAGGAAUUAAAUACAUUAUUUACAAUUGAUGGAUAUUUGUCCUCAUCUUGUUUGUUAUUAACACAAUGUUUCGGCUGAUAUACCGUCCAACCUUCAUCAGGUGUCUUGGGGAAAUUUCGAACCUGGGCUCUCAUACCUAAGGUAUUUUGCGAUUUUGUCGUUAUUAUUAUUAUUAUUAUUAUUGAGUGAGAGAGCAGUGCAUGCCAUCAUAGUGAUACUGGGGUAAAAUAUACGAAGCCCAAUAUACCCAUCAUGACUACCUGUCUGAUAAGGGUACACUA
Messenger RNA from Octopus sinensis (East Asian common octopus), 1948 nucleotides. RefSeq names its product leukocyte elastase inhibitor. The record is from RefSeq and is a predicted model, not a curated record. Gene Ontology annotation, molecular function: serine-type endopeptidase inhibitor activity. The transcript is spliced from 3 exons. The coding region runs from base 224 to 1465 and encodes 413 amino acids. Lineage: Eukaryota; Metazoa; Mollusca; Cephalopoda; Octopoda; Octopodidae.